Molecule: messenger RNA, 1985 nt
Organism: Aspergillus homomorphus CBS 101889
Lineage: Eukaryota; Fungi; Ascomycota; Eurotiomycetes; Eurotiales; Aspergillaceae
Product: NADH-quinone oxidoreductase subunit D
Exons: 3
Coding region: 114-1541 (475 amino acids)
Biological process (GO): mitochondrial electron transport, NADH to ubiquinone
Molecular function (GO): NAD binding; NADH dehydrogenase (ubiquinone) activity; quinone binding
Source: RefSeq, a predicted model, not a curated record
GCCUCAAUCCCACCCCAAUUCCCGCAACUCCCCCCUCCUUCCAACACCCCAUUGUGUCUGGGCUGAGGGCCGCUCGCCUCUUCUCGUCCUCGUCCUUCUCCCCGCUCUUCCGAAUGGCUGCUCCCUUCGCUCGCCUGGCGGGCAAUGCGCCCAAAAGGCUUUGCCUUCGCCCCUCUACCUUCUCCAGAAACACUAUCUCCAGAUGCCGUUCGAUCUCGACGACUCUUCCUCGCCGGCAGGCCGAGCCUACCAGCUACCAGGCGACCCGCCUCAUUCCGACUGACCCGACCUUCACAUCUUUUGCCAACAAGGAAGGCCAUUCCGAAGACGAGUUCGCCGCCGACAUGGAGUCCACGGACACAGGGGCUAAUCGCAAGAUUCGCCAUUACACUGUCAACUUCGGUCCUCAGCACCCGGCUGCUCACGGUGUGCUUCGCCUGAUUCUGGAACUCAAUGGUGAAGAGAUCGUCCGCGCAGAUCCCCACGUUGGCUUGCUCCACCGCGGUACCGAGAAGUUGAUAGAGUACAAGACUUACAUGCAGGCGCUGCCGUACUUUGACCGAUUGGAUUACGUUUCCAUGAUGACCAACGAACAGUGCUUCUCCCUGGCUGUUGAGAAGCUCUUGAACGUUGAAAUCCCCGAAAGAGCCAAGUGGAUCCGUACCCUGUUUGGCGAGAUCACCCGUAUCCUGAACCACCUCAUGUCCGUCCUUUCACACGCCAUGGAUGUUGGUGCUUUGACGCCUUUCUUGUGGGGUUUCGAAGAACGUGAGAAGCUCAUGGAAUUCUACGAGCGAGUUUCUGGUGCCCGUCUCCACGCUGCCUAUGUCCGCCCCGGUGGUGUGUCCCAGGACAUUCCUAUCGGUCUCCUCGACGAUAUCUACCAGUGGGCUACCCAGUUCGGUGACCGUAUCGACGAGACCGAGGAGCUGCUCACGGACAACCGCAUUUGGAAGGCCAGAACCCAGGGUGUUGGUGUCGUUAGCGCCGCCGAGGCCUUGAACAUGAGUUUCACCGGUGUCAUGCUGCGUGGCUCCGGUGUUCCCUGGGAUAUCCGCAAGUCCCAGCCCUAUGAUGCCUAUGACCAGGUUGAGUUCGACGUGCCCGUUGGUGUGAACGGUGACUGCUAUGACCGUUACCUUUGCCGUAUGGAGGAAUUCCGACAGUCCCUCCGUAUCAUUCACCAGUGCUUGAACAAGAUGCCCGCUGGCCCUGUCCGUGUUGAGGACUACAAGAUCUCCCCUCCUCCUCGCGCCGCCAUGAAGGAGAACAUGGAGGCUCUGAUCCACCACUUCCUGCUCUUCACCAAGGGUUACUCUGUGCCUCCUGGUGAGACCUACUCCGCCAUUGAGGCCCCUAAGGGUGAGAUGGGUGUGUUCCUGGUCAGUGACGGUAGCGAGAGACCCUACCGCUGCAAGAUCCGUGCCCCUGGAUUUGCCCACUUGGGUGGUUUCGACCAAGUGUCUCGUGGCCACUUGUUGGCCGAUGCCGUCGCCAUUAUUGGUACCAUGGAUCUUGUGUUCGGUGAAGUCGAUCGGUAGAAGUGGAAUGAAGCGUCUCUGAAUAUCUUCAAGACCUGUAAAACAGCUCCAAGACACGUGAUUCUGAUAUGUGGCUCAUCAUCAAUUUCUUCUCAAUUUAGAAGCGAAUACAAAUGACAAAGAGAAAAAAAGAACAAUCGUCUAUAUCAAUUAUGUGUGAAGGAUGUGUGUGGGACCAGGAGCUGGGAUGAUAUAUCAGUUGUACUCAGUUGGUUUUCAUGGCGUUGAAUGCUUGUUCUGUCUGAUUUCCUAUGUUGUCUGUUUCUCGUCUCGUCGUCCCCCACCGUGACCCAUGUCCCAAGUUCUCGUUUAUCUCUUUUACCAUAACCCUGUGUAUAGUGACACUCAAAAUUAUUCUUUUUUGAUUACUCGUGACACUGGGAAACGAUGGUAGCAGGUGAGAGGAUGGAGAUAUGAGACGACGCUAUAUAUUCAGCCGAUCAU